This is a messenger RNA of Tribolium castaneum (red flour beetle), 749 nucleotides long. RefSeq lists its product as uncharacterized. Gene Ontology annotation, molecular function: transcription cis-regulatory region binding; DNA binding, bending. Gene Ontology annotation, biological process: regulation of transcription by RNA polymerase II. Bases 64 to 705 code for a protein of 213 amino acids. The transcript has 3 exons. NCBI's taxonomy places the organism in Eukaryota, Metazoa, Arthropoda, Insecta, Coleoptera, Tenebrionidae. The record is from RefSeq and is a predicted model, not a curated record.
AUUUUCUGAAAGUGACAGUUGUAUGUAAACUUAACCUACAAAACUUUGGUUCUGUCUCGAAAAAUGAUGUCAGAUGAGUCUGAAAACGACGCAGUUUAUACCGAAAGCUACGAAAAUGAUAUCUAUUACAAAAAAUACAAACUUUUAUUGGAAGAAUGUGCCCAGUUACAAAAAUCCAACGAAAUUCUAGUUUUUAGGAUCCAAGAAGUGAACAAAAUCGUGAGUCGACGUCAGAAAGAGGUGAAUUUUUUCCGAAAACGCCUCUUGAACAAUUAUGGCGAAGACUGGACUGUGAUACCUAACCUAGACCUCAUCAAGGAAGAAGAAGACUCAAAGUCAGUUGCGUUUCUUAUGCUGAAAGACAAACUGAAGGAAGAAAAGUGUGAAGAGGUGGAGAAGCCCAAACCAGCGAAGAAACCAACGAAACGGAAAAGUACAAGAAGCGAAAAAGACCCAAAAGCCCCCAAGAGACCAUCAAACCCCUUUUUCCAGUUCUGCCAAGAACAGAGACAGAUUUUGAUGGAACAGUUAAAUGCUGAGUUAAAGCCAGGCGAAGCUGAGCUAACCAAACAGGAAUUAACUAGACAAUUGGCGAUUAAAUGGAAGUCCUUAUCAGGGAAUGAUAAGAAGGUUUACGUGGACAUGUACGAGAGGUCCAAGGAGAAAUAUGCAGCAGAGAUGUCGGAAUACAACAUGAAGAAGUAAAUAAUGUAUUAUUUAAAUAAAAAUUUAUUCUUUGUAACAAACAA